UUUUAAAAAAUUUAUUUUUAUUCCCUUUUGUUGCCCUUGUUGUUUUAUUGUUGUAGUUAUUAUUGUUGUUGUUAUUCAUGUUGUCAUUGUUGGAUAGGACAGAGAGAAAUGGAGAGAGGAAGGGAUGACAGGGGGAGAGAAAGACAGACACCUGCAGACCUGCUUCACCGCUUGUUAAGUGACCCCUCCGGCAGGUGGGGAGCCGGGGGCUAGAACCAGGAUCCUUAUGCCGGUCCUUGUACUUUGCACCACGUGCGCUUAACCCGCUGCGCUACCGCCAGACUCUCUUAGUCUUUUUUUUUUUUUUUUUAUUGUCUUUGUUUAUUGGAUAGAGACAGCCAAAAGAGGGAAGGGGUUGAUAGGGAGAGAGACAGAGACACCUGUAGCUCUGCUUCACCGCUUGUGAAGCUUUCCCCUUACAGGUGGGGACUGGGGGCUUAAACAUGGAUCCUUGUGCAUUGUAACAUGUGCACUCAACCAGGUGUGCUACCACCCGCCCCCCCCUUUUUUUUUUUACUAGAGCACUUAUCAGCUCUGGCUUAUGGUGGUGCAGAGGACUGAACCUAGGACUUAAGAACUUCAAGCAUGAGAGUCUCUUUGCAUAACUAUUCUGCUAUCUACUCCUGGCCCAAGGUCUGGCUUAGGCCUUUGGCUGAGCCCACAAGCUCACCAUCCUAACCCAGCCUCCCAGGUAAAUUCUCUACAGCUAGAUAGGCAAAGGGUCUGACCUCAGAAUCAGUGAGUCCUUGGGCUUCUAGGAGACACCCCCCUCAUCUGUAAACACCUGUGGGGUUUAUCCUUGGGCUACCUACCAGACACCAUCAACAUCAUAGACAGCCCCACCACCACCUAGAGACCACCUCCCUUUCCCUAUAGUGGGAAGAGUCCAGUCUUGGAAAUUGAAGGAAGACGGGGUCGAAACUGCUCACACACCCCCCCCCCCCCAUACACACACACAAGCCUCUCUUGGCUACAUGGAGGCAGAAAAGUCAGAACCCCAGUUUCUAGGAGAGCAGACGGGCUCUGGCUAAAGCCUGGGAUCUUGGAAGGCCAGAGCCCCCACCAGGAUGGGAUGGAGGCAGUCAGCUGUGGCUUCCUGGGACCCUUUGCUGGACUGGCCCGCUGAAAGAGGGCACCUCAAAAACUGUUCUCGUGGUCCAGGAGAUGGUACAGUGGCUAAGGCACUAGACUCUCAAGCAUGAGGUCCUGAGUUCAAUCCCCAUCAGCACAUAUACCAGAGUGACAUCUGGUUCUUUCUCUCCUAUCUCAUUAAUAAAUAAAUAAAAUCUUAAAAAAAAAAAAAAAAAAAAAAACCUGUUCUCAUCCCAUCUUUCCUCAGCUAAGAGGGAGGUGGUGGCACCAGUGGAGAGGAGGCUGUGGUCUUGGGAAUCCCAGGCCCACAAUGGACAAUGGAGAGGACAGAUGGCCUCCCCACCUGAGCUUCACCAAGCCAAGGGUUCAGGAAUACAAGCGCCUACCCCUACCUACCCCUUCUAACCCCCGCAUGAAGUUCCAUCCUUGUUAGUGGUUUUGGCAGUCAGUCCUGGGUACUAAUCUCCAUUUCCUCAUCUCAAAUGGGCAUAGUAAUUGCCCUCCCCGUGACUAAUUGGGGAAGUCUGUAUAAAGCACUCAGCUUGGGUAAAUGCCAGUGGUCAGUGCUGGCACACAGCCCUGGGAUCAGGGCAUGUGUCUAAUGAGUCUGGAUCUGUCUUCCCUGCCGGUGGCCUGACGGUGUGCCACCCCUCCACCCCCUUCCAUGUGGCCAGCCUGUGAGCCCACAGGACUUAGCCACACCCCUAGCCCACCCCACCAACAAAUAGCCGGCAGCUGCCUGCUUUGCCCUGCCACUUUCCAGUCCUCCCAAGUCACGGCCAGCACCACACCAUGAGGUCCUUAGAGCUGGUACUGAUCUUCCUGUCUGUGCUGCUGCUGGUGUGUGCAGACCCAGAGGGUACCUGGUGCUACGACUCCCAGGACCCUAAGUGUGGCCCCACUCACUGGAAGGAGAUGGCCCCUGCCUGUGGAGGCCCAGCCCAGUCCCCCAUCAAUAUUGACCUUCACCUGGUCCAGCGGGACCCCACCCUCAGACCCUUCAUCUUCCAAGGCUAUGAUUUAGCACCUCCAGGCCCAUGGACCCUGGAAAAUGAUGGACAUACAGUACUACUCCACGUGGACACUGGUCCACAGAGCCAUCUGGAGAUGCGGGGCGCUGGGCUGCCACUGCCUGCCUACCGCGCACUGCAGCUGCACUUCCACUGGGGGCGACCUGGAAGAGAAGGCUCAGAGCAUAGUCUGGAUGGGCAUCGCCACCCCAUGGAGAUGCAUGUGGUCCACAUGAACACGCGGUACCAGAGUGUGGGGGAGGCACGGGGCCACCCUGAUGGACUGGCAGUGCUGGCCGUGCUGCUGGCGGAGCAGGACUCAGACAAUGCCAACUUCUCCACACUUGUGUCCAGCUUAAAGAAUGUGUCUGCACCUGGGCUCUCCGUGACCCUAGCAUCCACCUUCCCGCUGGCCUCACUGCUGCCGGGUGCCUCUGGCCUCCGUCGAUACUACCGCUACUCGGGGUCGCUGACCACACCUGGCUGUGAGCCUGCAGUGCUCUGGACAGUUUUCCAGGACACGGUGCCUAUAGGACGAGCACAGGUGGUCCAGUUCCAGACUGUGCCCCGGGCCAGCCCCCUGGGUUCCCGGCUUGAGCCGCUCACCGAGAACUUCCGCCCACAGCAGCCUCUGGGUGGACGCAGAGUCUCUGCUUCCCCAGCUGCUUCCAUCCGUGCAGCAGGCUCAAUCCCUGCCCCCCCACUGGUCUAUGCCUAUGCCAGUGGAGCUCUGCUGGGCCUGAGGCUCUGCCUGGUGCUCCAGCAGGGACCCUAGGAUCCAGACUGAUUUCUUUCUCCCACAAUAAAGGACACUGACCUUG
Molecule: messenger RNA, 2923 nt
Organism: Erinaceus europaeus (western European hedgehog)
Lineage: Eukaryota; Metazoa; Chordata; Mammalia; Eulipotyphla; Erinaceidae
Product: carbonic anhydrase 15-like
Exons: 8
Coding region: 1885-2877 (330 amino acids)
Cellular component (GO): plasma membrane
Molecular function (GO): carbonate dehydratase activity; zinc ion binding
Source: RefSeq, a predicted model, not a curated record